Messenger RNA from Saprolegnia parasitica CBS 223.65, 1573 nucleotides. RefSeq lists its product as hypothetical. The coding region runs from base 13 to 1518 and encodes 501 amino acids. Gene Ontology annotation, cellular component: endoplasmic reticulum membrane. NCBI's taxonomy places the organism in Eukaryota, Oomycota, Saprolegniomycetes, Saprolegniales, Saprolegniaceae. The record is from RefSeq and is a predicted model, not a curated record. Gene Ontology annotation, biological process: GPI anchor biosynthetic process. Gene Ontology annotation, molecular function: alpha-1,2-mannosyltransferase activity. The transcript is spliced from 9 exons.
GCAAAAACGGCGAUGCAGUGGCGCUGGGUCGGUGCCAUCGUGGCCUUCCGCCUCGCCAACGCGCUCUUCGUGCGCACGUACUUCAACCCGGAUGAGUUCUGGCAGAGCUCCGAGGUCGCGCACCGCCUCGUCUACGGCUACGGCUACCUGACGUGGGAGUGGCAGCCGGACGCGCGCCUGCGGGGCUAUGCCCAUCCCGCGCUCUUUGCUGCGCUGUACAAGAUCCUCCAGCUCCUCGGCCUCGACACGCCAUGGGCGGUGGCGUACGCGCCGCGCCUCCUCCAGGGCCUCAUUGCGGCCGUCGGCGACGUUUUCCUCUACAAGCUCGCGUUCGUGUAUGCGGGCGAAGCCGCAGCCAAGUGGGCGCUCUUCUCGCAGCUCACGUCGUGGUUCGCCUUCUACACGCUCGUGCGCACGUACUCCAACUCGAUCGAGGCCGUGUGCACCACGGUUGCGCUCGCCUACUGGCCGUGGUCGUUCCAGACGGACCGCGCCAAGAUGGACGUGUACUGGCGUCGGGCGGCGUCGGGCCUCUCGGCUGCGGCGCUCGGCGUCGUGUUUCGGCCCACGAACGCCGUGCUCUGCGUCUUCCUUGGCGCGCGUCUCUUGCUGGCGUCGCCGGCGAAGCUCACGCUGCUCGUCACGGUCGUGGCGCCGAUCGGGGCGGUGGCCAUCGCCGCGAUGCUACUCAUCGACCGCAUCGGGUAUGGCGCGUGGACGUUCGUGCCACUGAAUUUCGUCCGCUUCAACGUCGUCGAGGGCAAGGAUGCGCUGUACGGAACGCACCCGUGGCACUGGUACCUCGUCGCGGGCUUUCCCGAAGCCGCCGCGACGUCGCUCCCGUUCCUCCUCGCUGGCGUCUGGAGCUCCCAGCGUCGCGAGCUGGCUGCGCUCAUCGCAUGGGCGCUCGCUGUCUACAGCUGCGGCGCCCACAAGGAGCCGCGGUUCCUCCUCCCGCUUCUUCCGCCCACGUUUGUGUACGCAGGACUCGGCCUUGCGCGCCUCCAAGCCCGCGCGCCAGCCAAGCUCUUCCGCGCCCUCGUGCUCAUGCUCGUCGCCGCGAACGGCGCGGCGGCCGUCUACUUUGCUCGCUACCACAAUCGCGGCGCCUUGGACGUCGUCGACCAUCUUCGAGCGGCGCUGCACGAGCAACACGAUGCAGCGUCGGUCGAUUUCUUUAUGACGUGCCACGCCACGCCGUACUACAGCCACCUCCACCGCAACGUGUCUCUCUGGUUCCCCGACUGCUCGCCCAUCAACCGUGUCAAGGGCUCCGAGUCGGACUUGGUGCGCCAUGCACCGCUCGACGUGGCGGAAGCGCGCUACGGCAACGGUAGCAACCGCCCCACGUUCCUCGUCAUGUACGCGUCGGCCGAGCGUGCGAUCGGCCAGAGCCGCCUCGCUGCGUGGCAGUACACAAAAGACGCGAGCAUCUUCAACACCCAUUUCAGCUUGGACGCCGAUGUGCCCGAGCCCGAGACCCACAUGGUGGUAUAUCGCCAAACCGCAUUUGCGUAGGUCGGUCGUGCGCUUCCUUAAUAUGGAGAUUAAGAAACGAUAUACAUACAUACGA